Trichechus manatus latirostris (Florida manatee) is the source of this 1066-nucleotide messenger RNA. Its product is annotated as NUT family member 2D-like. Lineage: Eukaryota; Metazoa; Chordata; Mammalia; Sirenia; Trichechidae. The record is from RefSeq and is a predicted model, not a curated record. The transcript is spliced from 7 exons.
AUGACGAUUUCACCUGUUGAAGGCUGCCAGAUAGCUGUGGUCAGUGCCCAAGCCUGUGGAGAUGGCUUCAGAAGGAGGACACUGCUGGUGCCAGGUGUUGGGGACUCUGGCCUCAGUGGGCCUGGGCCUGGCAAAGUCAUUGUCCAAGUCAGGACAGAAGGGAGAUCAGCAGAGUUCCCUGGAACUCAGACCUUUGUCAUGCGCAGACCCCACUCAAUUGAAGUGCCCGGGGUACUCCUGCAACACUUCAAGUUCCUGGCCCGGAGGCACCAUCCCCAAAGUCCUGAUACAGAAGCUCUUUCCUGCUUUCUCAUCCCAGUCCUGCAAUCCCUGGCCCAACUGAAGCCCACCAUGACCCUGGAGGAGGGAAUGUGGCAGUCUGUGCGGGAAUGGCAGCGCAAAAGCAACUUUGACUGGAUGAUCUUCUUCAAAAUGGCAAGAAAGUUCAUGGAGUAUGAGGCAGAGGAGGAGUUACAGAUUCAGAAGUUGCAACAGAGGACUGCGUCUGUGUGCCUGCCUCUUCCAGCUCCACGGAAUCUUGAUCCUUAGGGGCCUUCUUCCACUGUGGUUGGCCAGCACCCAGUGUUCAUUCCAAAGAAGGGAGGUCCCAAGGCACAGCCCCCCAACCAGCAUCAACACAGACCCCAGCAUCCUUAGGAGCCCAAGUGACCCAAUGAGAUCCCUCCUAAAGCCGUAAAGGAGUAUGUUGAAAUCAUGAAAUGUCUGCUUGGACCUGCCCAUUCAGCCACUGUGGAGCCAGAUGGGAAAUAUGAAGAAAAAGAAAACCAGCAAGAGCAGGAAGAGAAUGGGAUAUACCCAGACCCGGGACUCGUGAGCUACACUGACAAGCUGUGUUCACAUGAAGCAUUUAUUACCAAGGUGGAAGCAGUUAUUCACCCUCAAUUCCUGGAAAUGGUACUAUCACCAGAAUCACAGGUAGAUCCCAUGGCCUUAACGCAGGAGCUGGAGGAAGAGGAAAGACUCACUCUCACCCAGGUAAACCAGAGGAGGAAGGGAGAAUCAUAACAUGAAACCCACAGGAUUUCAUCUAAUGCAACAGUGCAUU